This is a messenger RNA of Myripristis murdjan (pinecone soldierfish), 1323 nucleotides long. It is a transcript of the gene chp2, whose product is annotated as calcineurin-like EF-hand protein 2. The coding region runs from base 18 to 602 and encodes 194 amino acids. The transcript is spliced from 7 exons. Lineage: Eukaryota; Metazoa; Chordata; Actinopteri; Holocentriformes; Holocentridae. Gene Ontology annotation, molecular function: calcium ion binding. The record is from RefSeq and is a predicted model, not a curated record.
GCCGUGUCCGCAGCACCAUGGGCUCCUCCAGCUCCGACCUGUCCGGGAUCCCGGAGGCCGAGCAGCUCAUGCAGGAAACUGGAUUCUCUCCCGCCCACAUCAUCCGGCUGUACGACAGGUUCGAGUUUCUGGACAAGGAGGGCAGUGGACAGCUGAGGCUUGAAGACUUUGCAGAGGUGAAGGAGUUGGCCAUGAACCCGAUCGGAGACAGAAUCAUCGGUGCCUUUUUCUCUCCAGGACAGGAAACGGUGGACUUUCCCUCCUUCGUCCGGAUUCUGGCUCAUUUCCGUCCCACUGACAAGAACCGAGCCAAAGACUCGACCCAGCCGGAGCCGGUCAACAGCAGGACCAGCAAACUCAAAUUCGCCUUCCAGUUGUACGACCAGGACCGAGAUGGGAAGAUUUCCAGAGCAGAGCUUCUUCAGGUGCUGCGGGAGAUGCUGGGGAUGCAGGUGACCGAGGAGCAGCUGGAGUCCAUCGCCGACCGCGCCAUACAGGAGGCCGACCUGGAUAGAGACGACGCCAUCUCCUUCGAGGAGUUCAGGAAGUCGCUGGAGAAAGUGAACAUCGAGCACAAGAUGAGUAUUCGCUUCCUGAGAUAAGGAACCGUCCUGCCCUGCAAGUUGAUCAGCAAGAGGAGAAGAGAAGAUCACUCUCUCUAAAAGCCUGUUCGAGGAGGGAACAGGUAAAACAAGCACAGGUGAUAACAAGUAAUGCACAGUGAUGCAUUUUACACUCGACUGAUAUAUGUCUUAAUUCGAUAUGAAACACGCUGCCUGAGCUGCACAGAGGGAAGAACAGGAACUUUGGUUUUCCACAUCAGCAGCACUGAAACCCUUCCAGCCCCAGUGAAGAGCCUCCUCCCAGCUCACAUGUCUGUUUAAUGCAUUUGCACUGAUCUGGGGAGAUUUCUCCAGAGGAAACAUGAUGGAGGCUCCCAGGCCGCCACGAGAGCCGAUGCAGCUGCUAAUGCCUUUUUAUAACGCACUUGUUUUAUUUUAAGGGAAUUAUCAGCAUCUCCGCCUGUGCACUUUUUAAAUGUGUAACCAGAGUCCAGUGCCUCAGUUUACUUUCACUGAAGCACUCAGCCGACCUGCAAGUAUUCCUGCAUGUUUGUUUUAACCCUCCUGUCAUACCAGUUGGGUGGGGCUUACUACAUGGGUGGCUGUAAAACAGUAACCAGUGCUCAAACCAUAAUAACUUCAUCCUGUCUCAUUCCCAUUUACAUGAUUGAACCCAUUUUAAAGUCACAAUGGGUUACUAGGGAGAGAAAUGCAAUUUGAUUCAAUGGGAUUGGUGUGACUGUUCAAAAAUGUGAUGUUG